UAUGUUUCUGCACAACUUCUUUGCUUUUUUAUACUUUUUUGCGCCCAUUACGUCUAUCUUGUUUUGCAUCUGUUACGCCUGAAGCUGACGGAUUUUUUUAAAUUGAAGUUUAAGUAUCAGAAUGAAACAGAAAGAUAUCUUCGCACGUCGCAAAGCAAAAACAUUACAGAGAAUAUGUUUGGAACUGAUUUUGGAGCUGACAGAAAUCAUGAAGUGAAGAAAAUGCUUUCUAAAAAGGGCUCACUAUGCAGAAAUGUGGAGACGCGGACGUAAGGGAAAUUAAAGACAUAAGUAGCAUAUGUGUCCAUGUCCUCUGGAAUGGAGCGCAGCGGUCACUUCAAACCAACGCCUGUAAAUUUCGACCUGCUAUUAAACAGCUCGACCGACCCCAAUGUGACUUUAACGCCUAAAACUGACGAAAAAGAAGAAAGUUUUGCUUUCCAAGUCACCGUAGCAUCCGUUCUCGGUCUCCUUACUCUUGCCACAAUACUAAGCAAUGCAUUUGUCAUCGCGACCAUCUCCCAGUCCAGGAAGCUCCAGACGCCGGCGAACUUCUUGAUCGCGUCCCUGGCCGUCACGGACCUUUUGGUGUCGGUGCUCGUGAUGCCCAUUUGCGCGCUUUACACGGUCACCCACGAGUGGACGCUCGGACAGGUUAUUUGCGACAUCUGGCUGUCCUCAGAUAUAACAUGUUGCACCGCGUCCAUUCUCCACCUGUGCGUAAUCGCCUUGGAUCGAUACUGGGCUAUCACGGACGCGGUCGAGUACGCCAAAAAACGGACACAAGCGCGAGCGGCGGGGAUGGUGGCGACCGCUUGGAUCAUCGCAAUCUCCAUCUCACUGCCUCCUUUCUUCUGGCGCCAGGUGAAGGCGGGGGAGCUGACCACCUGCAUGGUAAACACGGACCACAUCUUUUACACCAUCUACUCCACGUUCGGGGCUUUCUACAUCCCCACGUUGCUACUCAUCGCCUUGUACGGGAGGAUUUACGUGGAGGCGAGAAAGCGCAUCUUGAAACAGUCGCCCAAAAAAGCGGGGAAAAGACUCACUUCAGCGCAUCUCAUCACUAAUUCUCCCGCAUCUGUUGCUUCGACGUCUCCUUUGCAAUGUGGACGCCAAGAGCUUUGCUCUGACACCGGCUCUCUGAACAGUGACAAUCAAAUUCGAGUAACUGUGUCCGAUUCGCUUCUGGAGAAAAAGCGAAUAUCGGCUGCGCGCGAGAGGAAAGCCACCAAAACAUUGGGCAUUAUUUUAGGAGCUUACAUUGUGUGUUGGUUGCCGUUUUUCAUUUACACACUGCUGGUCCCCCUCUGUCCAUCCUGUGUGUUAUCUCCAGAACUGUUUGACGUUUUUACAUGGCUUGGCUACCUCAACUCACUCAUCAACCCAGUAAUAUACACCAUGUCGAAUGAUGACUUUAAAAAAGCUUUCCACAAACUCAUAAGCUUUAGAUGUUGCAGACGUUGA
Xyrauchen texanus (razorback sucker) is the source of this 1467-nucleotide messenger RNA. Its product is annotated as 5-hydroxytryptamine receptor 1B-like. The record is from RefSeq and is a predicted model, not a curated record. Lineage: Eukaryota; Metazoa; Chordata; Actinopteri; Cypriniformes; Catostomidae. Gene Ontology annotation, biological process: adenylate cyclase-activating adrenergic receptor signaling pathway; bone remodeling; vasoconstriction. The transcript has a single exon. The coding region runs from base 307 to 1467 and encodes 386 amino acids. Gene Ontology annotation, cellular component: plasma membrane. Gene Ontology annotation, molecular function: G protein-coupled serotonin receptor activity.